This is a messenger RNA of Prorocentrum cordatum, 653 nucleotides long. The record is from the annotation of a GenBank genome assembly. NCBI's taxonomy places the organism in Eukaryota, Dinophyceae, Prorocentrales, Prorocentraceae.
GAGCUGAGCCCGCCCGUGAGCUCGUGGGUGCCAUUACGGACGUGCUUCGGUCCAGUGCUCCUGGCGACACCCGACUCCAGCAGACGGUCAGCCGCCUUCGCGACCUCGUCGGCAGCCCGAUUCAGCCAGCAGGUUCGACCACCUCUGGCACCACUGCAGGUUCGGCAACCCAGAACAACGCGCUGGCGUCGAACCCGAUCAUCGUGCAGCUGCAGUCCAACAUGGCGACCCUUCAGAGUACGGUGGAGACCCGCGGCCAGCAGAUCAGCACUAUCAACGCCACUUUGGCUGGAGCGGACGGCGCAGGAGUGCUUCAGAGGUCCACGCUCAUGGUACCCCAGAUGGCUGUGACGGGUCACGACCAUGCGAUCAACAUCUUGGGAGUUGGGUCCCAGCGUCAGAACGUGGUUCAAUUAUCCCAGGAGAUCAGCAUUUCUACUGGCUCUACAAUGCCGUACAGCGCUUGGUGGGCCCAGAUUUCACGAUGCAAAGGACUGGCUCAGUGGCAGACAAAGCUUCAGACGCUGGGAGCCCCUCCCGCCGAGGCGCAGGCGGCCUCCAGCUUCUCCAAGGUCGGCCAGCUGCUCUACUCCCGCAUCCAAUAUGACGGGUCCUGGAGCGCCGCCGACUUACAGACCAUCACGCUUCAAUGA